Messenger RNA from Phaeodactylum tricornutum CCAP 1055/1, 1051 nucleotides. RefSeq lists its product with no specific name. The record is from RefSeq and is a predicted model, not a curated record. Bases 1 to 807 code for a protein of 268 amino acids. The transcript has a single exon. Gene Ontology annotation, cellular component: membrane. NCBI's taxonomy places the organism in Eukaryota, Bacillariophyta, Bacillariophyceae, Surirellales, Neidiaceae.
AUGGCGAACGCCGAUGGUAUCCUAGAGGCUGCGCAUCCCUACUACCCACACGCAAGCGAGUACGGGCAUGAGCUACCGCAGCAGCCACCCGAGGUCUGGAGUAUCACCGACUUUGGUCGAGUCAAUGAACGUUCACGGGACGGCAGCGUCCACGCGACAGACGAAGUCUUCAACACCGCUUCGCAUUUUGCCGCCACCUUUCUCAGCUUCCUCGGCACGGUCCUACUCGUUGUGCAAGCUAGCGCUCGACACGAACCGUGGAAAAUUGUCAGCUUUAGUAUAUACGGCGCGUCGCUCGUCUUUCUGUUCGCCGCCAGUACCUUGCACCACGGCUUGACCGGAGUGCACGAAGCCUUCUUUCGUAGACUGGACUAUCUCGCCAUCUACCCCUUAAUUUCCGGUACAUUUACCCCGCUCUGUUUGGUCUUCUACCAUGACAGUCUUAUUGGAUGGGUCUUUGGUGCCACCGUCUGGGCCAUUGCCAUACUCGGCAUGGUGGCCACUGCAUUCUGGUUCCACAAAAUUCCCAAAUGGUUGUCCAUGACUGCCUACAUGACGCUGGGUUGGUUGGGAGCGUGCAUGACCUAUUGGCUCAUACCAGUCUUGGGAAUGGAUGGUUUUGGACUCUUUUUGUUCGGCGGAAUCUUGUACACCGGGGGAGGAUACGUUUUCUACACUGAACGACCGAACCCCUAUCCCGGAACCUUUGGCUUUCACGAAAUAUGGCACGUGACGGUCGUACUUGCCGCUACCUGCCAUUGGCUACUCAUGUACACUUACGUCCUGCCAUGGGAAAGCGCGACAUGAGCAAGGCUGGGACCAACUGGGACGUGGCACUCGGGGAAAGUGGACGUAUGUGUUGGACAGGACUGUGCUACAAAGGGCUACGGUUUUCGAACGCAAUUCUUUGGCUCGUGGACGAUGCGCUGCCCUGCCUUUGACCGCAAUGCGUUGAUGCGUUGUCGGAGCUGCGCAAAGUUGAAUAUCCAAUGAUCCCUGCUUUUGCUUUACUGUUAAAGGAAGCUCUACUUAGCGUCGGUAGUCGGGUCGG